Styela clava is the source of this 3017-nucleotide messenger RNA. RefSeq lists its product as uncharacterized. The record is from RefSeq and is a predicted model, not a curated record. NCBI's taxonomy places the organism in Eukaryota, Metazoa, Chordata, Ascidiacea, Stolidobranchia, Styelidae.
AAGAAUUAUUUUAUGUUAUCUUUAGAAUAUAUCAGAGAAUUAAUCGAAAUGUGAAAAUACACUAUGGCAGUGUCAAAUCAGUAUCUAUUUCUGCUUAUGUCAUGUAUGUACCAUGCUAAUAGAGGUGAAGAUUGCCCUGGAUGCAUUGAUAUACCUUGCACAAAUUUUCCAUGCUCUGUAAAUGAGUUAUGCUACUUAAAGAAAGUGAGCUGUGGGUCCGAGCUUUGUCUUAUUGACCUUCCUGAUUGUAUAGACUCCAGCAAAGUUUGCAAAGACGUAAAUCCAGUUUUUGAUGAUAUUGGUGGUGUAGUAACUUGUGAAUCAAGUUGUGAAGGAUCACAAGAAUGCAUUGGUGGUUUUUGCUGCAAUUCAACCUUUCCUGUUUAUAAGGAACUCCCUGAUUUGGAUUUUAUUGAUGAUGACAUAAACUUAGAAACAGAUGGCGAUAAGCCACCAUCAUUUCUGCUUCCAGAUUUAUAUGAAAAUAGUGACAAAAAUGAAAAACCAUCAUGUACACCCUGUAUGACACCUAUGUGUCAAAUGCUUAUGGUGGAGUGCCCUACACAUAAAAAUGCACAUUGUGUGCAAGACAAUUGCUCAUGUGCCUUCUGGUUUGAAGAUUCUCAUGGCCAAAUGGUUGAUUGUUUAGAGGCUUUAGACCCUGAUAUACCCUUGGAUUCCUCUGUGACAUCUACUAAAUCUCCAGCUAUUACACCAAUAUUUCAUAAUGAUACACCGAAAGAUGAACCUGUGAAGUCUACUAAAUCUCCGACAGUUACAUUGAAAUCUCAUAGUGAUUCACCAAAAGAUGAUCCUGUGAAGUCCACAAAAUCUCCAGCAGUUACAUUAAAAUCUCAUAAUGAUCCACCGAAAGACGAUGCUUGGAAAUUUAUUUUAAUUGCAAUAUGCGGUGCUGCAGUUUUGUGUUUUAUUGCCUUCAUUGCUUAUAAAAUGGCAAUUCGAAGAAAAAAGCAACAACAAGAUGCAUUAAAUCAAGAAGAACAAAAAGUUCCACUGAGUCAAGUGGUUUCCACGUCCCCGGAUAACAACAAUGAAUUUAAGUCAACUACGCCAAUUGUAAAUAGUAAUCAUGACAAAGCUACGUCUUCAGGAGUGGAGAAAGUAUGAUAAUCAAAUAACUGAAACAAAAGCAGCUUCAUGAAGUAUAGAGUUUGUUUUGAUAUGAAGACGCAAGACUAAAGGCUAUGAUCUUAACUGCUGCUUUUUGCUAUAAUAACCAGAUGUCUACUUCAAAAAUCUCAUUGAAAACCUCUUUAUGGAAACGGAAGGGUGAGUCUGCAACAUUGUCAACAUAUCAUUGAAAGUUGAGUACUUUUGCAAUUUACAUCAAAGUUGAUCGGGUUUUGUCAGAUAAAUUUCAGAGACAAUUUGGAUUUGAAAAACUUAUUUUUCAUUGCUGACAAAAAUUUCACAUAUUUUCAAUCACUAUAAAGAUGUUAGUAAUUGUAACAUGAUCAUUAACUAUGGAUGCUGCAGUGCUUUUUCUUCUUAAACAAAUAUUCUUUAUUGAUUGUGAAAAUAUUUUUAUACAUAGUUUUUUAUUCUUCAUGAAGGUGUUCCUUACUCUCACACAUAAGGUGCUUGUUUGAAACUUUUUUCAAAUGUGUCGGUGUUGUUUAAUCACCAAUAGCAAUUUAUAUAGACGUAGUGUGAAGAAUGAAUGAAAUUUGACCAUAUUGAAUUGAAGUUGUUAUUUUCAACAAAUGUAUAUACUAUUAAAAUUUAAAAGUGUAUUGGUAGUAAUUUUGUGCACAUCAAUAGUCAAUACAUGUUCAAAAUUUGCCAAAAGGUUCGAGCUCGAUUCACAUACUGCCAUUCUUUUUUUUUUUGUAAAGAUGUAGUUUUUUACUAUUCUGUAAGGUUUUGCUUGUUUGCCAAUAUAUGUAGUUCUUCCGUUUUUCAUAUCAUGCACACACAGCACCAACUAUAUUAUGAGAUUUUUUUAGAUUAUUUUUAUUUCUGUAAAAAGACGAGACUUUACAUUUGCUGCAUUUUAACUUUUUAUUAAAGAUCUAUGUUUGUAUGGUAGUCAUGCUCACAUUUACUUUUUGGUUUUGUAUAGUUUUCAUAUACACUUUUUUCCUUUCAUAUAUACUGUUUUGUUCAAAGCAUUCAUAUUUAUAAUAUCACAUUCGAACUGUCUAGAAACAUGAUUGACAGCUGUUAUAUCUAUAUAAUCCAAAACUAUUGAGCAAAAUGUGAAUAUGACCCCAUAAAACAUGGAUCUUUUUGAAGCAGCAGUUUACAAACUAGUUCCGAAUUUUUUUUCGUUGUCACUUAAAAAAUAUAUUUUUUAAUUUUUGCUACUUUUUAUGUUGACAUACAUGAUCGCAAUUGAAUUACAGUACUAUCCGGUUUCCAACUCUUAUAACAGAGUAAUUGAAUCAUUUUUAAUAAGGCAUGCAGAAAAAUAGCCCAAUAGCGCUGUUUAUAUUUCUUGCAUAGGUUUUAUUGGUGAACUCUGCAUAAGUAUGUCUGGCAUAUAUGUGACUAAAAAUUUUGAACAUAAAUUAACCUAACGUUAUGUCUUAAAUAAUUGUGUAUUACAACUUAUAUUAUAUCUGAAACUGGAAAUUUCUUGUCAACAAGGUAAACAAACGCAUUAUAGCAAUUUACGUAUUUUUCUCAUAAUAAUUUUUUUAUGGUUUAUACUUAUCCAAACACCUGUGGCAAUUGAUCUACAGAUAUUGAUCUGUUUUGCCCUCAAGCAUUGCACAAAUAACGACAUCAAAAUUCCAGGUGUGUCAACCACAUAUUUGAUAAAAAUCACAUCAGUUCAACAAGAAAUUGUAAUAAAUACUACUGGCUAGGUUUCGUGACCGUUAUUAUUCCCAGUCUGAUUAAAAUUAUACUAAAUUUCCUGAACCAUGGUAGCACCCACACAAUGUAUGUAUCUGUAAUCUGGCUCGACCACUCACUGUACUUCACUGAUAAUGAAAUGUAUAUUGCUAUUUCAUGAAUUGUAUAUUGUCAAAUACACAGCAUGAGAAAUUUAA